AAACCAACACCCCGUCUCUCUCUCUCUCUCCUCCCUCUCCCCCUCUCCAUGUCUUCAUCUUCCUUUCUCCUUUCUCUUUCCUCUCGUCCUCGCCUCUCAAACUCCUUUCUAAGCUUCUCCAUCGUACCCACAACCUUAGCUCUCAUUACCUCUCUCUCUAUCCUCUUCUACAUCUCUCUCACCUCCAAUCUCUACCCAUCCCCUCUCCUCAUCUCACCACUCGAGUAUUUUCAAUUCCCUCCCCCAACUAACUCAAACCUCAAAUCUACACUUCAGACCCCUUCUAGAAUCAAUCCUAGCAGGACCCACGAGGCCGGAGCCCCGAAAGUGGAACAGUUAUCCGCCAAUGGCUCUGUAGGAGCUGAGGACCGUCGGUUUGAUGGGAAAGGAGGCGAUAUCAAUUCAAAUGGAGACAUUGUUAAUAGUGAGGUCUUUCAUGACAAAGAUCUCUUUCUGGAAGACUAUAAGGAGAUGAAUAGAAGCUUGAAGAUUUAUGUUUACCCACAUAGGAAAGAUGAUCCCUUUGCACAUGCACUUUUGCCAGUGGAUUUCGAACCAGGUGGCAACUACGCCAGUGAAAGCUACUUCAAAAAAGUUCUUAUGCAAAGUCAUUUCAUCACAAAGGAUCCUUCAGAAGCAGAUCUCUUCUUCUUACCUUUCUCAAUUGCAAGGUUGAGGCAUGACCCCAGGGUCGAUGUUGGUGGAAUCCAAGAUUUUAUUCGAAUGUACAUUUCCAACAUCAGUCAAAACUACCCGUACUGGAACAGAAGUGGCGGGGCUGACCAUUUUUAUGUUGCUUGUCAUUCCGCUGGAAGGUCGGCGAUGGAAAAGGCAGCAGAAGUGAAGUUAAAUGCUAUACAAGUUGUGUGCUCAUCAAGUUAUUUCUUAUCUGGAUAUGUGGCACACAAGGACGCAUCUUUGCCGCAAAUUUGGCCACGGCAAGGAAAUCCUCCUGAGGUUGCUUCAUCAAAAAGGAAGAAACUAGCCUUCUUUGCGGGGUCCGCCAACUCCCCAGUGCGUGAGAAGCUUCUCCAAGCUUGGAAACAUGAUUCCCAAAUCUUUGUCCAUUCAGGCCGCCUUGCAACUUCUUACUCGGACGAGCUCCUCCACAGCAAGUUCUGCCUUCAUGUCAAAGGUUUCGAAGUGAACACCGCAAGGAUAGGCGAUGCUUUGUACUACGGGUGCGUCCCAGUGAUCAUUGCCAACCACUAUGAUCUGCCAUUUGCAGAUAUUUUGAAUUGGAAGAGCUUCUCGCUAGUCGUUGCCACCUUGGAUAUUGUGCUGCUGAAGAGGAUUCUCCAUGGAGUAAGCUCGGAUGAUUAUGCAAUGUUACAAAGGAACGUCUUAAAGGUGCGGAAGCAUUUCCAGUGGCAUCUAUUUCCAGUUGAUUAUGAUGCAUUCUACAUGGUCAUGUAUGAGUUGUGGCUAAGACGAAGUGCUGUAAGAAUUCUGAUAAGUGGGCCAUCAGAUUUUGAUUGGCCUGGAAGAAAUAUUUCCAAAUGUAUGUGACAUAAGAUCAAUUUAUUGCUCCAUCUUGGGGAGGAUUGUA
This is a messenger RNA of Magnolia sinica, 1549 nucleotides long. RefSeq names its product probable glycosyltransferase At5g03795. The transcript has 3 exons. The record is from RefSeq and is a predicted model, not a curated record. Bases 49 to 1509 code for a protein of 486 amino acids. Gene Ontology annotation, molecular function: glycosyltransferase activity. NCBI's taxonomy places the organism in Eukaryota, Viridiplantae, Streptophyta, Magnoliopsida, Magnoliales, Magnoliaceae.